AAGAUCAAAGGAGAGUUAUCCAGUGGAUACAUACAACCAAUGGCUCUCACAUCGUCUCUCUGAAUAACUUUCCUUCACUUUCUCGCACUUUCUCAUUUCCCCCAGCAUUGCACAGAACCUCUAAAGGAUGUCACUUUCUUCUCCCUUCAACGUCUUCGCUUCCUGUUCCUACACACCCAAACCCAAAACCUUCCUCAGAGACUCCAAACUCCUCUCACGACCUCAGCAAUUAAACUCAUUCCCUCUCGCUUCCACCUUCCAAACCAAUGAACCCUCAAAGAAUCUCAGACUCAAACCAGUUUCAUCUCUUGAAACCGCUCCGACAUCGUCUUCUUCCACCUUCAGGAACAAAAGCCCCAGCGAGAUAAACAUUCUAGUCGUCGGCUCCACCGGGUACAUAGGCAGAUUCGUGGUUCAAGAGCUCGUCAAAAGAGGCUUCAACGUGAUCGCAGUUGCAAGAGAGAAGAGCGGCGUCAGAGGCAAAAACGACAAGGAAGCGACUUUAAAACAGCUCCAAGGCGCUAACGUCUGUUUCUCCGACGUCACCGAUCUAGCCUCCCUCGAGCAAUCCGUGGAGAGUCUCAACCUAGGCAUCGACGUCGUCGUCUCCUGCCUCGCCAGCCGCAACGGAGGCAUCAAAGACUCGUGGAAGAUCGACUACGAAGCUACCAAGAACAGUCUCCUCGCCGGCAAGAAGUUCGGCGCGAAACACUUCGUCCUCCUCUCUGCUAUCUGCGUGCAGAAGCCUCUCCUCGAGUUCCAGCGAGCCAAGCUCAAGUUCGAAGCAGAGCUUAUGGAGGUUCAAGACUCUACCUUUACGUACAGCAUCGUUAGACCGACGGCGUUCUUCAAGAGCUUAGGUGGACAGGUGGACAUCGUCAAAGACGGGAAGCCUUACGUGAUGUUCGGAGACGGGAAGCUCUGCGCUUGCAAACCCAUCAGCGAGGAGGAUUUAGCUUCGUUCAUAGCGGACUGUGUCUUGGAAGAGAGCAAGAUCAAUAAGGUGUUACCUAUCGGUGGGCCUGGGAAGGCCUUGACGCCUUUGGAGCAAGGGGAGAUUUUGUUUAGGAUACUUGGGAGAGAGCCUAAGUUCUUGAAAGUUCCUAUUGAGAUUAUGGACUUUGUGAUUGGUGUUCUUGAUGGGAUCGCGAAGGUGUUUCCUAGUGUUGCGGAGGCUGCUGAGUUUGGGAAGAUUGGGAGGUACUAUGCUGCGGAGAGUAUGUUGAUUCUUGAUCCUGAGACUGGGGAGUAUAGUGAGGAGAAGACGCCGAGCUAUGGGAAGGAUACUCUUGAGGACUUUUUUGAGAAGGUUGUUAGAGAAGGGAUGGCUGGUCAAGAGCUUGGUGAGCAGUUCUUUUAGUGUGUUAAGUGUUGUAACUGUUGAGAUUAUAUAAUCUGUGAAGUUGAGAGAUUAUAUCACAGGUAAUUUUCCUGGAUCAAGAAUAUAUAUGAUACAUUA
Messenger RNA from Brassica rapa (field mustard), 1459 nucleotides. Its product is annotated as divinyl chlorophyllide a 8-vinyl-reductase, chloroplastic. Lineage: Eukaryota; Viridiplantae; Streptophyta; Magnoliopsida; Brassicales; Brassicaceae. The record is from RefSeq and is a predicted model, not a curated record. Gene Ontology annotation, molecular function: oxidoreductase activity.